Neocloeon triangulifer is the source of this 1064-nucleotide messenger RNA. RefSeq lists its product as uncharacterized. The transcript has 3 exons. The coding region runs from base 120 to 932 and encodes 270 amino acids. The record is from RefSeq and is a predicted model, not a curated record. Lineage: Eukaryota; Metazoa; Arthropoda; Insecta; Ephemeroptera; Baetidae.
UGCAAGAGCCGUGCGAAAAUGCAACGAACAACCUACGAGUCAUCGACAACCGUCUGCAGGGAGAAAAGCAAGAUUUCGCGGUGUGCGUGAAGAGCUUGAACUUCAAUAACCAUCCCCAAAUGGCCGUCAGAUUGGUGGAGUGGAUCGAGUUGCUGAGGAUUUUGGGCGCAAACAGAAUAAUUUUCUAUCAACUGCAGGUGCACCCAAAUAUCUCAAAGGUUUUGGAAUAUUAUUCAAAAACAAGGAACGUGGACGUUGUAUCGAUGACGAUGCCAGGAAACUACCCAAAUGUGCCUGAAUUGAUGAACCAAUUAAUGGGCGAAAACGGAAUGUACCAGUGGAUCCAGGAUUUGAUCGAUUACAAUGACUGCUUUUACAAAUACUACAACUCUUUCCGCUACAUUGUUUUGAUUGACGUGGACGAGGUGAUUAUACCUUUGAACGGUGUGGACACCUGGCACGACCUGAUAUUUAAAAUGGCGAUUCCAAAAGCAAAGGCAAUCAAGAAUGUCACGUACUCCAACUUUGUGGCGCGCAACGUUUAUUUCAUGGACAUUUCAAGCGAAACUCGAUGGUCGCCCUCUCCGGACAUUCCUCCCUACAUGCACAUUUUGCAGAACGUGGUGCGCAGGGUGGACCCGUCGCCACCUGGCUACUACGUCAAGUCGUUCCACUCGACGGAAACGGUCUUCGCGCUGCACAACCACUACAGCAGAUCCUAUUUGGCUGAGUCUGGGUCUGCGGUCGACUGGGGCGAAUAUUACGAGUUUGGACUGCACGAAGCGCAAUUGCAGCACUACUGCGUGCGAAAACUCAAGCCCGACUGCCAAGUGCAACCGGCAAACCAGACCGCGGACACCUCUGCGUUGAAGUACCAAGAUAGAUUGAUCGCGGCAACGAGAAGAGCUUUGAGGAACGUUGGAAUUUUGUGACAAUAGAGAGAAUUAAAAUUUUGUUAAUUUUCUGUGUAGAAUUGUGUCUCGAUUGCAUUUUUAAAAGUGGAUUCCAGUUUCUGUUUUAAUUUUCAAAAGAGAGUUAACGUGGAUUCAGAAAUUGAGUAAAAA